Messenger RNA from Emericellopsis atlantica, 1223 nucleotides. RefSeq names its product S-adenosyl-L-methionine-dependent methyltransferase. The record is from RefSeq and is a predicted model, not a curated record. Gene Ontology annotation, biological process: wybutosine biosynthetic process; tRNA methylation. Gene Ontology annotation, molecular function: S-adenosylmethionine-dependent methyltransferase activity; tRNA methyltransferase activity. The transcript has a single exon. Gene Ontology annotation, cellular component: cytoplasm. NCBI's taxonomy places the organism in Eukaryota, Fungi, Ascomycota, Sordariomycetes, Hypocreales, Bionectriaceae. Bases 108 to 1223 code for a protein of 371 amino acids.
GCCAUUGUGAACUUUUUCCCCCAGCGGCAUCUGCCAGUCAAUGAGAGUACCCGGCGGCCUGCAUCAACAGCAGGCCGAUUGAAGAAGAUGUAAAAUCUUCACAUACGAUGGCUAAGAAACAGACUCGGACGCCCGUUCACAGCGCGAUCACAAAAUGGCUCGAAACGUCGCACCUCCAGAUCUCACCUGCAGAUGCUCAUGAGCUACUCAGCACGGCGCCGAAGCGAUUCACAAUUUAUGAGCCCAUGGCCCUUUUACCAGCGGGCAGUUUCCUCAAACAUCCAUGGACGUUGUAUUUGCAGGAUGAUCUCUCGAAACUGUGGCCUCUGGUACUCCAGGAGCUCUCCAAAGCAAACGGCGUCAAGUUGACUCAUCUCGCCAUCACAGAGGGCAUCCCUCUUCACGAGGACGAUGACGCGUCGUCGGAGAAUGUUCUGCGCAGCCCGAUAGGACUCCGAAUGCUUCAUGGGGACUUUGGGCCCGCGACGUCGCCAGCCGAACCAGCACAGGCGGACUACGAGAAGGCACUGUGGGUGUCGACACGCCAGAACGGUAUCAUCCAGACAUGGGCACCUAGAUGGACCAUGUUCAGUCGGGGCAACGUCAAGGAGAAGGCCCGCUUGCUUGACUUCCCAAGAGCCGAGAAUUCCGACGAAUGGGCCGUGGACCUGUAUGCCGGGAUAGGAUAUUUCGUCUUCUCUUACGCCUCGCUCGGGUUUAGGGUCUUGGGCUGGGAGUUGAACCCGUGGAGUGUCGAAGGGCUACGAAGGGGUGCCAGAGCCAACCGCUGGAGCGUCAAGAUUGUGCAAGGCCAGGACCUAAGCCUGCCCCUAAAUGCCAUUUUAUCUGGUGACGAGCAGAUCAUCAUCUUCCUGGAGCACAACCAAAAGGCCCUGGAAAGGAUCCAGCAUAUGCAACAGAGCCUGGGCGUAGCAAAGGACCUUCGCCAUGUCAACGGUGGGUUUUUGCCUACUAGUGAGCCCGUCUGGAAAUCAGCACUCGACAUGACACAUGAGGCUGCAGAGACAUGGCUCCAUCUGCACGAAAACGUCGGCGUGAAAGAUAUUGGCGCCCGGCAAGAGAAGAUACAGCAGCGCUACGAGGACUGGACCUCCUCAGAGCCGUCCCCGAAACGGAGCGCCAGAGCCUCGCACGUCGAGCAAGUCAAGACCUUUGCACCGGGUGUGUGGCAUUGCGUCUUUGAUAUACACAUUACACGCUGA